Messenger RNA from Periconia digitata, 392 nucleotides. NCBI's taxonomy places the organism in Eukaryota, Fungi, Ascomycota, Dothideomycetes, Pleosporales, Periconiaceae. The record is from the annotation of a GenBank genome assembly.
CUCUUAUCAGUAUCGGAGAGCUCCUACAUACACCCAUUUCCCGUUGUUGUUGUUGCCCUUUAUAUUUCGCCCCUUGUGAUUGCUACUUCUCUUCAUCUUUUCUCAUUGUAUUCUCAAAAACUUGGAUUCGGAUUCUCGCAUAUUUCACGAACAUGGACAUCGAAUCUGGCAGCAAAAAGGAGAAGACACCAGAGUUGACGGGUAGCGACACGGAUCCCUUUACAGUGGAUAAGAGUCUUGAAAAAGGAUUGAUUUGGAAGCAAGACGUGAGGAUCAUACCGCCCGCCGCCACCAUAUCGCUACUUUGCUAUCUAGCCCGAACCAAUAUCGGUAUGUUGCCACUGUCUUCCCCAUCUGGGAUACCUGCCCUAGUCACUGAGGGAGGUAGUUAG